GCGUGAUUCGGUUACACUCAAAUAUGGCUACCAUGGAGUCAGAGCUACAACUUUAAUAUUUGUACUAAUGCAUAAAUUUAACGUUUUAUGUCAUUCUCCGCUCUACAGUCGCGUCGAAUAAUCGUUUUUUUGCGUGUACAAAUUGUGAAUACCCAGGCAAGGAGAUCAUCUCGAGGUGUUUAGCGUUAAUAAAGUAUUGCUCGAAAUUGCAGCUUGCUCCGCGAGCUGAUCGAAAUCGUCAGGAUUGAAAUCUUGAAAGCGAAAUCCGCUUUCGGUUUUCCCUCAUUCGAGGACAUUUUGGGCUGUGUUUCCCCGAAUGUUGCCAGGGCUCGGCUCCUGUCAUCGCCUCGCAGGAGCUCAGAUAGCGGUCGUUAUGGCUUGUUUUCGGAUGAGGGAUGUAACCCGCGAGGAUUUGGCGAUGUGGGAUGAAGCGGAAUAAAGAAAAGUGAUCCGUUCAAACCGAAGGAAAGCGGCUGCUUUCUGCCUAUGGAUUAAACAUUGUAGGUUUUCUGGAUCUAAAAGUGGAUUUUACUGGAAUACAGUAUCGCGGAAGAUAUCGCUUUGUCACGCUGGCUUAUUUUCCUGAGGAAUAGUGGCGUAUUCCUCCCCAACCCCCCCAGCGCCACAAACACAUAACAAAAGUACUAUAUGUCACGUAUAUGACGGUUCUUGUCAUGAAGGAAAUAAAUAAAAAUUGCUAGGGUCGAAGAGAAUGUCAUCAGAGGAGAAAAGUCUAGACCCCUCUGACAAAGGACCCUCGCCAUCUCAUAGCAGCUCUGGGGCCACUCCCACUGGAAGUCCGGCCCCCACAGAUAAGCGGCCCCGGGGCCGCCCUCGUAAGGACGCGUUAUCCACGGCAACACCUCUUCCAGCUGUGCCCAGACAGAGAAAGAAGAAUCGAGGGCGAGGAAAAGCUUUAGUGGAGGAUGAGGACAGCACAGAUGGAAUGGAGACCGCAGAAACAGGAAGCACACAGGAGACAGUCACUAAAGGGCAGCAGGAGGAGACGGCGGACGCCUCUGCUGUGGCAGUUUCAGAAGAGGAGCAGUCGUCAUCCCCUCUUCCUGCGAGCCCUGAGACGGGGACGGCACAAACAUCAUCAGCCUCUGGAGAAGCUGAAAGCAGUGAACAGCUCUGUGCCUUCUGUUACUGUGCUGGUCGAAGCCUGUUGGGCCAGGGCGAUCUGAAGCCAUUCAGGGUCACACCCGGAUACGACCCUACACUCCCACAAUCUUCCGCAGAGGAGGGCCAUGACCGUGACGACAAGAGUGGGGCUGCCAGCCAAUCAGGGAGGCCCAGGGGCCCAGAGAGUGUCGAGGCCGAGGAAGGAGGAGGCAGAUUCUUGGACGAGCUCCGCCACGUCGGUCUGCCAGACGACAUUGACGUCCGAACACUCUUUGAUGAGUCAGGUCAGUGCUGGGCUCAUCAGAGCUGCGCGUUGUGGUCAAAUUUUGUGUGUCCAGCGGAGGAUCAAUCACUGCUAAACGUGGACAAAGCCAUCCACUCAGGGAGCACAGAGCACUGUGCAUAUUGUAAGCGCCUUGGAGCGUCCAUCAAGUGCUGUGAGGAGGGGUGUGAUCGCUCGUACCAUUACCCCUGCGCGGGGGCCGCUGGCACCUUUCAGGACUUCAGGAGGCGCUCUGUCCUGUGCACAGAGCACGUUGAGCUGGCCGUCAGCAAAUUUGAAGAAGAGGCGAACUGUAUAUUGUGCGACAGCCCCGGGGAUCUCCUGGACCAGCUUUUUUGCACCAGCUGUGGGUUGCACUACCAUGGCAUGUGUCUGGACAUCAGCGUCACUUCUCUGAAGAGGGCAGGCUGGCAGUGCCCUGAGUGCAAAGUCUGUCAGACAUGCAAGGAGCCCGGAGAAGACACUAAAAUGCUAGUGUGCGAUAUGUGUGACAAAGGCUAUCACACUUUCUGCUUGCAGCCGGCCAUGGACUCUAUCCCCACCAACGGCUGGAGGUGUAAGAACUGCCGGAUGUGUGUUCAGUGUGGCACCCGGAGCAGUGAUCAAUGGCAUCACAACAGCCUACUGUGCCAAAACUGUGGCGAUCAACAGGACACCACCGUUCCCUGCUCAUGUCCCAGCGACGUAGAUCCCGAUGUCCACAAAGACCUGCUUUCUUGCCAUCAAUGCAAGAGGUGGUUCCACCCAGCAUGUGAGCAUCCAGGUCACGCACAUCCACAGUCCAAAGAAGAUCACAUAUGCUCCGUCUGUAGAAACGCCAGCUUUGAAUCAGAUCCCGUGCGCGCGAAUGCAGAAGGAAUCCAGACAGAGAUUCAGUCACACGUGGACGUUGAAGAAAACGCACAGCCAGUUUCAUCGAACGAUUUAGAGCCUGCCAAAGUUGAAGACGCAGAACCUCACCAGCCUGUCAGCGAGAUCCCGAGUGAAGAGAAGCAACUGGAUGAAAAACAAAUGAUGGAAAUUGGUGCGGAUGCUAGUGGCGAUUUAGCCAAGCCAGAGCGCAGCGAGACCUCAGACCACAGCGCGGAAAAUGAGCCGACUUCAGUUGCAUCUCCUCAGCAGACAAACGGUCCUGAAGAAUCAGAGACGCAUGAGCAGAAACUGGAUUCAGCUCCAGAGACGUCCACAGUCCAGCAGCUUGUGUCAUCCCUCGAACCAGAGGAGUCUCCUGAGACGUCAGCUGAACUCACAGAAAACCUCUCCCAGAAUGAGGAGGACAGCAAGCCCUGCCUGGAGGAGCAGAAAACCAUCCUGUCACCCACCAAAGAGCCAACUCCAGCCUGUACCUCCCAUGAGGAAGAACCCAUGGAGGUUUCCUUCACAGAGGAACCUUCCACAGUGGCUGGUGGAGUUACUGUAGAGCCUGAGGUUAGUACUGCGGAGACUACACCAGGAGUUCAGAGCCAGGAAGAUACGGAUGUUAUGGUGCAGCAGCGCGACAUUAUUUCCGAGAGCCACUCACAGGAAAUGGACAUCACUAUGGAUGGUGAUGAGCGAUAUUUGGCCAAGCUGAGUUCUCUGGUGGAGGAGAGGACGUCGUUACAGCAGCCUCCAUGCAGACAGCCCGAGGGUUUGCCCUCAGUUGGGCACGGGGCGUCCCAGCUCCAGCUCCAGGCUGUCUCAGGACAAGCCAUCAGCAAUGUGCCUUCAUCCACCUUCAUACCAUUCACUCCAAAAAUCGGCAUGGGCAAGCCGGCCAUCUCUAAGAGGAAGUUUUCACCUGGAAGACCCAGAGUCAAGCAGGGAGCAUGGAGCGCGUCCCGCAGACCGAGCUCCCCCUCAUGGUCCCUUGACCCGACUGAGGGCUGGGAUGGGCCAAAGAGCAGGCAGCCCUACAGCUCGGCCGGCUGGAUAAUCUGUGUGCAGGGACGGGGGUCUGGCUUCCCCAGCAGGAGACGGCCCCGGGGUUCGGGUGUCACGGGUCGGGGGGGACGUGGCCGGGCCAGAAUGAAGAACGGAGUCCCUCCAAUCCCAACACCAGGAGUGAACAUCAUGGAACCCAUUUGCACAUUCAAGGAAGAGGAAGAAAACGCCAUGCACAAUACAGUAGUGAUUUUCUCUAGUACAGACACGUUCACUCUGAAGCAGGAUAUGUGUGUGGUCUGUGGGAGUUUUGGACAGGGUGUGGAGGGGCGACUCUUGGCCUGUGCUCAGUGUGGACAGUGUUAUCACCCCUUCUGUGUCAACAUAAAGAUCUCUAAGGUGGUGCUGAGUAAAGGCUGGCGGUGUUUGGAGUGCACCGUGUGCGAGGCGUGCGGUCAGGCCAGCGAUCCCGGCCGUCUGCUGCUCUGUGACAACUGUGACAUCAGCUACCACACAUACUGCUUAGACCCGCCCCUGCAAAACGUGCCCAACGGGAGCUGGAAAUGCAAAUGGUGUGUGUCCUGUACGCAGUGCGGCUCCAUGUCUCCGGGUCUGAGGUGUGAGUGGCAGAAUAAUUACACUCAGUGUGCCCCUUGUGCCAGCCUGGCUUCAUGCCCCCUGUGCCAGCAGGACUACAACGAGGAGGAGAUCAUCCUGCAGUGCCGCCAGUGUGACAGGUGGAUGCAUGCCUCGUGUCAGGGAAUCCACUCAGAGGAGGAGGUGGAGAAGAUUGCCGAGACCAGCUUUGACUGCAAUCUGUGCCAAGGCCACACCCCCCUCUCUCCCCCGCCUGGAACGCCGGCCAAGUCUUGUUUGGAUUUAGCCGAGUCCGUUCUCAUGCCACAGAGAGUCACGAAAGCAAGAGAUCCUGGUAAUGAUGUCGUUUUGCGAAAGCAUUACGAGCUGACGAGGACGUACACCCAGGACGGUGUUUGUCUCACAGAGUCUGGUCUGUCACAGCUCCAGAGUCUCGCCAAUGCAGCCUCGCGGCGGAGACGCUCCAAACCCAAACUCAAGCUGAAGAUCAUAAACCAGAGCAGUGUGGCCGUGCUGCAGACGCCUCCAGACCCACGGACUGAACUGUCCAGAGAACUCUCCAGAGACCUCGACGACACCAAAACAGAAGGGGAGAUGGUGGAUGGUGAGGGGAAGUCAGACUCCAGCCCUGAGAGAGAGGCCACAGCAGAAGACGACUCUAAAGACACAGAUCCCUGCAAGAAGAGGAAGAGGAAGCCCUACCGCCCAGGUAUCGGAGGUUUCAUGGUCAGACAGAGGAACCGGACGGCUCCAGGCAGAACCAAACAGGCCUUGGGCAGGAAGGACUCCACUGGCUCUGAGACCCUGCAAGGCAAAGAUGAGAGCUGGGGCGACCAAGCGCCUGACACUCCAAUUGAUGAAAAACAUCCUUUGUCUGAUUUCCCUGACAAUCCUGAGAUUAAAAUACGGAAACGCUACAGGAAAAAGAAGACCAAACUGGAGGAGGCUUUCCCUACUUAUCUACAGGAGGCCUUUUUUGGGAAAGACCUGCUGGAUAAGAGCAAGCAGAGCAGGCAGGAAACCACACGGCUGCUAGAGGAUGAGCGAGACAGGAAACAACUCCCGGCCAAUCAGAUGAAGCCAUUGUCAAACACAUCUCUCAGUGCGUCAGCGGCACCGCUGGCCAGUAAAGCAGUAUCAGCACAGAAUUCUGUGGAGCCUCUAGUGGACCUCUCCGAAGAGCUGAGAUCAGACACAGAGCUGCUGGGAAUGUUUUCUAAUACCAGGCAAACUGAGGAGUCCGGUCUUGAUUUUUGCCCUUUCCAACUUGAGUACUCUCCUUCACCAUUUGGUCAUGAUGUUGCUCCUUUAACAGAAGACGCCUCUCAAGCUCAUAUGGGCCGAAGUCACCUGCGUCAGGUGCCCGAGGGGCCACUGGAUGGCAUCCUCAGCCCUGAACUGGACAAGAUGGUUACUGAUGAAUCAAUACUCAGCAGACUCUACAAAAUACCCGAGCUUGGUGGGAAGGAUGUGGAGGAUCUCUUCACAGCUGUCCUGAGCCCCAGCACCAGCCAAACUCAUCACAUGCCUCAACAGAUCCAGGGAGCCCAAACCCUGCAAGGUCCCGCAGGCCCUGGUUUCCAUCCCUCUCAACCCAACUCAGGGAUGUCUUCACGAAUGCCAGUGACGAAUGGUUUGAUGGAACCCAAACAGCAGUUUUCACAGUCCCAAAUUGCUCCUGGGGCAGGGCCUGAUAUGGCUCGAAAUAUCCCAUCAAUGCAGCGCAUGCCUUUCUCAGACAAUCUAAGGGACAGGAAGUUCAAUCUGAUAGUGCAGGAGACUGCUGGUCCGUGGUCCGCUACAGGCUCGGCUUCGGCUUCGGCUUCGGCGUCUGCUCCAGCCGCUGUCUCUGAGGUGGAGGGAGACUCCAUGUCCACAGCACAGAAGAGCACUCUGAAGUGGGAGAAAGAAGAGACGCUCGGAGAACUUGCCACUGUCGCACCAGUCCUGUACACUAAUGUCAACUUCCCAAACCUCAAGGAGGAAUACCCAGAUUGGUCAACACGAGUCAAACAAAUUGCAAAACUCUGGAGAAAAGCAAGUUCACAGGACCGGGCUCCAUAUGUGCAAAAGGCCAGAGAUAACAGAGCAGCCCUGCGCAUUAACAAAGUUCAGAUGUCCAACGAGACCAUUAAGCGGCAGCCACCUCAGCCAGAGCAGCCUUUAGAAGUGUUUGAUCCUGCUAUUCCACCACUGGACCCGGAAUUACUGUUCAAAGAUCCUCUGAAGCACAAGGAAUCAGAGCAUGAACAAGAAUGGAAGUAUAGACAGAAUAACAACCUGAGAAAGCUGCAGAAAGAACAAGCCGAGCUCAACAUGCCCCAACAUUGCUUAGUUCUGUUGAAGCAAAUGAGACAGAAAAAUAAGCAGCAAGCUAAGAUCGAAGCUACACAGAAACUUGAGCAGGUGAAGAAUGAACAACUUCAGCAGCAGCAGCAACAACUUCCAUCAAUCAGCCAAUCUGAGUAUGACUCUUCUGAUCACCAGAAGAGUCCAGUAUCUGGGCACUCCAACAGUGAGAACAUGUCUCCAAAGCAGCCCAGUUCAAAAAAUGGGGUUUCAAAGGCACAGCUGCCUGGCACGCCCACAUCGUGUUCCCCAGAUGACGUCUUUUUGCGCCCUCAUCCACCACCCCCAUCUUCAGGAUCUCAGCCACAGAGCCCUCAGAUGUUCUCCCCAAGCUCCUCUGGCUCCAGACCAUCCUCACCCUGGGAUCCCUACACCAAAAUGGUAGGCACACCCAGACCACCACCAACUGGGCAGGGAACUCCACGCCGUAACUCAGAAUCAGGGAAAUCUCCCAGAGGUCUUUCAGAGCCGAUUGGCUCUCCAACAUCCAUAUGUAAUGACCCUUAUGCCAAGCCCCCAGACACCCCAAGACCAGCAGGAGCUACAGACCCUUUUCUCAAACCUAUGUGCCCUCCCAGAGCAAGUCAGACAGUGGAAGGGAGGCAUCUUAUUGGCUCCCCAGGCCAUGAUCCAUUCUCUAGGGUGUCUGUCAGAAAGGAAGCUUACCAGAGGAUGCCCCAGGGCAGGAUGAUACUCUCAGACCCAUAUGCUCGUCCAUUACUCACUCCUAUCCCAGGCAGCAAUGAAUCAGGGUCCGUCCAGGUCUUUAAAACCCCUAUGCCUCCCCCUCAGGCUCAGGAACAAUAUGCAGGCAUGCAUGCACGGAGAGCAAGUGGGGAUCCAUUCGAAAGAACAAUGAUGCCCCCUCGUUCUUCUGAAUCAUUUUCCCAGAAUCAACAGAAUGAUCCUUAUGCACAGCCUCCGCUCACUCCUCGUCCUGCAGUAGGAGACGGCUAUGCAAAUCAGAGGCUUUCACGACAGCCCCAAACAUUCCCUUUUUCUCAACCUGGGCCAAUGGCACGCCAGCCUUCCUGUAACCCAUAUGCUCGAGCCCCUUCCACCCCUCGGCCAGACUAUUCCCAGUGUGAUCCCUAUGGACAACAGUCUGCUACACCAAGACCUUCAAGUGACCCUUUUGCCCCAUCUCCAUUUUCUAACCCAUACGCUAGAAUGCCAGGCACACCUAGACCACAUGACCCUGAACCUUACUCUCAGCAGCCUGCAUCUCGUCAUCCGGCCAUGAUGAAUCAACCAUCUCAGCAGGCUCAACUGCAGACCCAAAACCACAUAAUGUCCCCUAUGUCAAUGGACCCUUAUGCUCAACCCCCUGGGACCCCACGCUCAGGAAUGACAGACCGGUUCCCCAAGUCUCCAAGUCACCAAAGGACUCCUGAUCCUUUUAGUCAACCCCCUGGACUGCAACGCCCUGUAGUGCCUGAUCCUCACGCACAGUCAUUGGGAAGAUCCCAGCCAUUACCUAAUGAUUCAUGUGCACAUCCCUCACAAACACCUCAUCCUGGAGGAGUAGGACAGGGAUUGGUACCUGGGCCCAUGGCCAGUCAAGAUCCAUUCUCUCCUCCUCAAGUCUUAAUGCAAGACACUUUUGCCAGUCCAACAAAACAUGGACCUCAGACCCUUAAACAUUUGAGUAUGGCAGAUGAAACCAUAUCUCAGCCGAUAUCCAGUCGACCCAAUCAGACUCCCAUUCAUGACCCUUUUGAGCAGGCCACCAUGCUCCCACAUCUUCAAUGUGGAGAAAAUAAAGAACAACAAGGUUUGGUACAAUGUAUGAGUUCCCACCUCAUGGGCCAGCCCAGCACUGAAGCUCAAACGGUACCUCUGGCAGAAGCUGAGGAAAGACUCAGACAGCGUCUGCGUAUUCGAGAGCUGAUACUCAAACAGCAACAGCAGAAGAGUGCCAUACGUCAAGAUAAGUGUGUACAGGAUCAUCUUCUGACCAUGCCUCCGGGUACCCCUCAACACUGGAGUCAGGAGUCUACAGGCCAACAGAGUGAAAUUUUUAAUCGCCCACCACCACCAUAUCCUGGACCAGGAGCUGUGAGAACCCCUCAAAGAUUCCAUGGGCCAUUCCCAGGAGAUCAACAGGGGCAUUUCCCUGAAGGCCAGUUUCCUAGACCACAGUUUCCUGUGGAUGCUGACUCAAAUAUAAGGCAGCUUGGGCCAAGGAUGCCUCUCACUCCUAAUGUCCAAGGUCCUAUAAGAGCUCCAAGACCGAAUCAGAUGCACGACCCAAUAAUUGAAGCUCAUCCACAUAUGAGACGAUCUAUGUCUAUGGACUUGGGGAAGUCAAUAGGAGGCAACCCCUUAGUAACCCCACAUUUACCUUCUCGUGGCAUGCAUGUGCAACAGCACAACAUCAUGGGGCAGCCUUUCAUUGAACUGAGACACAGGGCGCCAGAUAGCAGACUUCGGUUUCCCUUUGGAGCUCCUAAUAUGCAGGGAAAUCGAAUGGAAUUGACCUCACAGCAACGACCCCCAGGUUUCAUGGGUGGCCAAGAAAUGGGAUUCCCCUUCAAUCAAGUUCCAAGGCCAAUGGAUACAGCUAUUAAUCAGUCUCAGGUAGCUAAUACACAGAUGCAGGCAUCUCUCAGCUUGGGGAAUUUACAACAAGCUAAUAUUCCGUUGAGAGCUGGACAUCCACAAAUCCCCCUAACGAGGUCUAUAAGCCAACCUGCUUCUAGUGAGACUCUCAGUGCUCCCUUACUCACAAGUAUUGCUGCUACAUCUGUUGUCCAAAAUAUUGAGGUCCCUUUAUCCACAAAUGAAGUACCUGAGGAGAAAAUCGAUACUGAUGAAUCUGCUGUCAAGGACCUUGAGGAUGUUGAGGUGAAGGACUUUGUGGAUGCUGAUUUAGAGAACUUAAAUCUUGAUACAGAUGAUGGAAAGGACUUGGAUCUUGAAACGAAUGACCUGCAUCUAGAUGACUUCUUAACAUCUGGGAAAUUUGAUAUAAUUGCCUAUGCUGAUGCUGAUUUAGAUCUUAAUGAGGACCUAGAUCUCAGUGAUCCAAUAGAAGACCACACUGAGACGUCUGAUUUCCAAAAGACAAAAGCUGAGAAAAAGACUGAUAGUUUUGAUGGCUCAUCAUCAUCAUCAUGCUCGACGUCAACAGUAGUAGACAAAACUGCUCAGUCUCAAGGUCACAUCAGUCCAGACAUUCCUCAAGAUCAGAUGUUGGUUUCCUUGAAAACAGAGGAGGAUUGCAAAAAUGGAAUUAAAGAUUGCUUGUCCCAAGACACAUCUUGUAAGAAUCAGGUAAAUAAUAGUCCUGCCGUUAAUCAAGCUGGCUUUGAAAGUGAUAUUGAUGCCAGUUUACAGGCUCCAAAGUCUGGAAUUCAGCCAGAUACUACGCCAUUGCUUUCAAGCAUGCUGGUCAGUGUACCACCAGAAGGUGAAUCACAGAAGCAGGAACACUUAUCAGCACAAGGCAACCCACAAAGUGAGGAAGCUACAGUGUCACUCAGUAGCACUAUGCUGGGGCAAGGAAACUUCUCAGUGCAGGAGAUGGAUACUGGCCUCAGUAUUGACCAAUCAGUGGUGUCUUCUCAUGGUGAAAGUGCAUUAGAAGUACCAGGCUCCAUUCAGGAACAACAACAAAGCCAUAUAUUUGGUUUGGAUCAAAAGGAUGCUGUACUCUCAGGGGAACAACACAGUAUUCUUGCUCAACAGGCAAUGCUGUCACAGCAAGGCAAUCAGAUCAGACCACUGCUUCUGGAGGAGCAACCACUCCUUCUCCAAGACCUCCUGGAUCAGGAGAGACAGGAGCAGCAGCAGCAGAAGCAAAUGCAAGCAAUGAUAAGACAGCGUCCCAAUGAUUCAUUCUUCCCCAACAUAGAUUUUGAUGCUAUCACAGACCCCAUAAUGAAGGCAAAGAUGGUCGCAUUGAAAGGGAUCAAUAAAAUGGUGGUCCAAAACAACAUGGGAAUGUCUCCUAUGGUCAUGAACAAUGUCCAGACAGGGCAGGCACUACCAAGCCCUGAUGGAGGUAUAGCUCCGGUGCAGUUGGCUGGACAGGAUGGCAAACUUGCUCCUCACAUGACACGACCCAAUCCCCCAAAUUGUGGACAAGGAUUUUCCCAUGAUGCACAGAAGGUUCAGUAUGAAGACUGGCUCAGGGAAACCCAGCAGCUGCUUCAGAUGCAGCAGAAGUUUUUGGAGGAGCAGAUUGGGGCCCAUAGAAAGUCUAAAAAAGCCCUAUCUGCCAAGCAGAGAACUGCCAAGAAAGCAGGACGGGAGUUUCCUGAGGAGGACGCAGAGCAGCUGAAACAUGUGACAGAGCAACAGGGGGUGGUGCAGAAACAGCUGGAACAGAUUCGCAAACAGCAGAAGGAGCAUGCAGAGCUGAUAGAGGAGUAUAGGGUUAAACAGCAGCAACAAGGUAGCAUGCAGCCUGCAAUGAUGCAUGGAAUGCCACCAAUGCAGCCUCAUGUUGGCAUGAUGCCAGUUGGGCCCCCAAUGAACCAACCUAUGAUGGGUCCCAUGAUGCCCAUUCGUCUCCACUCUGGCCAACCAGAUGCAACUAGUGUGACCAACACAGCAGGUUGGCACCCUGGUGCACCUGCUCCCAGUGGAGCACCUCAAAUGCCAGGAGUAAUGCCUGCUCAAGUAGUGCAGGCACAGCCUACGCAGCCAGCAGUGGCAAGGCCCAGUCAGGGGCAGGCAGGUGGCGAGUCUCCUCACGUAAAUUUCGACGAUACCAACCCAUUUAGUGAAAGCUUCCAGGAGCGUGAGCGCAAGGAGCGGCUACGGGAGCAACAGGAGAGGCAAAGAGUGCAGCUUAUGAAGGAAGUGGAAAGACAGCAUGUGAAACACUGCAUGGAGCAACAGCAAGUCCCUAACUGCCAAGAUGGAACAAUGAGGGCCUUGUCACAAAUGCCUUUUUACAACCAGGAGCUACCGCAGGACUUCAUGCAGCCACCCAGAAUGCAGCAGCAGAUGCAAGGUCCGCCAUUUCCACAGCAGCAAGGCAUGCAACCAGGGUUCAUUGGCGGACCAUCCAGACCAAUGAUGGGUAACGGUCCGUUCCCUCAGGAAAUGGGACCGGGGUUUGUUUCCGAGAACCUAGUACCCCAUGGGCCUAACUUUGCCCAGGCACAAGCUAGACCUCAGAGAUAUCCUGGGCCAAACAUGAUGCCUCAGAAUCCAAUUCAAAGGCAUCAGUUCCCAAUGGAGGGUCCCAUGCCCUUGCCUCCAAACUUUCCAGGUCCUGGUCCAUCACUGAUCCAGCUGUACUCCAACAUCAUUCCAGAGGAGAAAGGAAAGAAGAAAAGGAACCGCAAGAAGAAGAAAGAUGAUGAUUGCGAGUCGCUGAAAGCUCCUUCCACACCUCGCUCAGACCUGACAGCCCCGUUAACACCCUGCGUCUCAGAUACAUCUUCCACACCGACAAGGAACCAAAUGGUCUUCGGUGACCAUGAGUUCUGCGAAACGUCCCAGCCUGGAUCGUCUACACCAGGCUCCAUGAGCAGCCAGCCCCACUCUGAGCUUGAGCGCCAGCUUUCUGAAGGCAGCUGCGGUGGAGGCCCAGAGAUAGCCAUGACCCAACAGGAGAUGCAUGACAGGAUCCUGUCCAACAUCAAAUUGGAGAAGGUGGAGGCGAGUGACUGCCAUGGGCACAAAGGAAUGGAGAUGGAAAUGGGACUAGGCAUGGUCAAGGUAGAGGGAGAGAGGGAGGGAAUGUUGCUUCAUCCUGCGAGCCAAAGUCCAGCCAGCAGCUCGAAAGGAGAAGCUGGGAAUGAACUCCUCAAACACCUCCUAAAGAAUAAGAGGACUCCACCUCCCGCACUGCCCCACCAGAGGUCUGAAGACAGUUUGAGGUCAGAGGAAGAGGGAUCCAUGGACUGCAAAGCUUUUCUGCGGCAGAGCUCCAUGGACAGCACUGGGACAUUCUCGGAUUCAAACCACCCUGAUUUCCCUGGACCAUUACUUCCAGAGGGCAAGAAGAAACAGAGGAACAAGAGGGCACCCAAGAGUGGAGACAGACCCGCUCCCCGCUGUAAAAAGAGAAAGAAAGAGGAUGAAGACAAUCAAGCAGUGUAUUCCUCUACUGAGCCAGUAAUGACCCAGUUAAAACAGCAGCUUUCUCUCUUGCCCCUAAUGGAGCCUCUGGUGGGGGUGAACUUUGCCCAUUUCGUGCCCUAUGGGGGCGGACAGCUGGAUGGGGAGAGCCGUCUCUCGGGCUCAUUUGGGAGCGCCUCAUUGGACGGUGUCUCUGACUAUUACUCCCAGCUGAUUUACAAGCAGAAUAAUUUGAGCAACCCCCCCACGCCUCCCGCCUCUCUUCCCCCGACUCCUCCUCCAGUGGCGCGCCAGAAGAUGCUCAAUGGCUUUGCCACAACAGAGGAGCUGGCCAGCAAAGGGGGCGUCAUUGUUAGCCAUGACGUCACCAAAGGGCUGCUUUCUCGACCGCUGCAGUUUAAGGCUGAGGAGGAGCUGCUGGCUCGAGCUCUGGCUCAGGGGCCCAAAACUGUGAAUGUGCCGGCUUCUCUCCCCACCCCGCCUCACAACAACCAGGAGGAGCUCAGGGGACAGGAGCAAUGUGAAGACAGAGACACCCCAGACAGCUUCGUCCCGUCUUCUUCCCCAGAGAGUGUCGUUGGCAUGGAGGUCAGCCGCUAUCCUGAUCUCUCAUUGGUCAAGGAGGAACCUCCUUCUCCAGCCCUGUCUCCAGUAAUUCCAAUGUUUCCUGUCUUUAGGGGCAAAGGCUCAGAGGUCAGGUUACGAGAGGUCAAGACGGAGCCUUCAUCAGUGUUCUUCGGCUCUCCAUUUGCAUCAGUGCAAAACGGCUCCAACUCCGGGCUGGUGUCCAUCGCCAUCACGCUGAAGCCCGCAGCUGCUGGGAACAUCACUGACGUUGUUGCAGCCAUUGCUGACCUGAUCCGUGUGAAGAUCCCCAGCAGCUACGAGGUCAGCAGUGGCCCGGGAGGAACUAUUGGGGCCAUCAAGACCUCAGUGGAUCCACAGCACCUGACCUCUGCCCUUCAUGAGCCGAACGGACUGAGAGCCACACAGCAAGCACCUCCGCAGCUACAACACAACCACAACAAAAGUGAGGAACGCUUGCCUAUCAGUAUUCUUUCUAACAGAGGUCUUGUUGGUGGUAGAGAGCGGGAUAAGAAGGGACAGGAAGGCCCAGGACCAAAGCAACAAUGGUGUCAACACUGUAAAGUGGUUGUCCUUGGCAGUGGCGUGAGGAAAAUUACCAAAGAUGAGCAGGGCAAAGCACAGAAGUCUCAGUUAUGUUCGGAUGCUGGUUUGGUGUUCUGCAGUCAUAGCUGUCUCAUUCUGCACUCAUCAUCCUCUCAGUCCAAUGGGAACGCUGACACCAAGGCAUCUGUUGCUCUACUUCCUGAAAGUGCUUUGCAACAGUGUCCCUCUAAAGUCCAGCACCAGUACAGCAACAACAUGUCCUCGCUAGACGUCCACUGCCUGGCCCAACUCCAGCCCAAACCGUCCCCUCCCUCUCCGAACCUUCACACAGCGAUCAAGAUGGAGUCCAAACCUGAAAGCAUAUCAGAAAGUCAUCUUAAAGUGACGGUACAACUUAAACCGUGUUCCCAGAGCCACAUGGAAGACAAACCAUGGCAUCACGGCAAACGGUGGAAAGGCCUGCGCUGGCGAAAAUGGACGGUACACAUUACGAUACCAAAAGUUGGCACCCAAACAUCGGAGUCAGAAGUUGAGGAGCUUUUGCAGCAGCUCAACUCAUCUCUGCGACCGUGCUCAACCACUCGAGACAUGCGUCGCUGCUGUUUCUGCCAACAGAUAGGCGAUGGGAUGACGGAUGGCCCAGCCAGGCUGCUAAACCUGGACUUGGACACCUGGGUGCACCUCAACUGUGCCCUCUGGUCCUCUGAGGUCUAUGAGACACAAGCCGGUGCCCUAAUCAACGUGGAACUGGCGCGCCAGCGAGGACAAACGGUGGUUUGUGCGUUCUGUCAGCGCUUGGGUGCCACCAGUGGCUGCCAUCGGCUGCGCUGCCUCAACAUCUACCACUUCACGUGCGCCUUGCAGGCCGGCUGUACUUUUUUCAAGGAUAAAACAAUGCUGUGCCACCAGCACCGUCCGCGAGGUUCUGGCGCCGCCGCUGGGUUGCACUUAGAACACCAACUUCGCUGCUUCUCCGUGUUCCGCCGCGUGUUUGUGCAGCGCGAUGAGCUGAGACAGUUAGCAACGGCCGUGCAGCAGCCUGAACGCGGCCAUACUUUCCGAGUGGGCAGUUUGCUUUUCCAUGCAAUGGGUCAGCUUCCACCUGCCCUGCUGUCCACGUUUCAUUCGUCCACGGCCAUCUUUCCACCUGGCUACGAGGCGAGCCGGCUCUACUGGAGCAUGCGGCACGGCCAGAAGCGCUGCCGGUACGUCUGCUCUGUGGAAGAGCAUGAGGGGCGUCCCGAAUUCAGCAUCCGUGUCAUUGAGCAGGGCUACGAGGAUCUGGUGCUGACUGACACCACUGCUAAAGGAGUCUGGGACAAGGUUCUUGGGCCUGUGUCCGAGAGGAGGGCUGAGACGGGCAUGCUGAGACUGUUCCCCGUCUAUCUGAAGGGAGAGGAUCUCUUUGGGCUCACCGUCUCAGCAGUCACCCGUAUCGCUGAAUCACUGCCGGGUGUGGAGGCGUGCUCGAGGUAUCGAUUCCGUUAUGGACAUAAUCCCAUGUUGGUGCUUCCACUGUCCAUCAAUCCAUCUGGCUGCGCUCGUUCUGAGUUGCAGACGUACCCCCAUCAUGAGAGGCUGAAGAUCCUCUCCGUGUGGUCCAGAACAUCUCAGUGCAUCCAGAACUCGAUGCUGGCGGAGAGGGGAUCAUCUCACAGCAAGCACUUUGUGCACUCCAAGUCAUCUCAGUACCGCCGGCUGACCAGCGACUGGAAGACAAACGUGUAUCUGGCACACUCUCGCAUCCAGGGUCUUGGGCUGUUUGCAGCGCGUGACAUUGAGAAGCAGACCAUGGUGAUUGAAUACAUGGGGGAUAUUGUGCGUGCUGAGGUGGCCAUGAGGAGAGAGCUGCUGUACAAGGCUAAGAACCGGCCAGCGUACAUGUUCCGCAUCGACGGCAUGAGAGUUAUCGAUGCGACCCGCUCUGGAAGCCCUGCAAGGUACAUCAAUCAUUCAUGCUCACCAAACUGUGUGGCUGAGGUCGUGACAUUUGAGCGGGGUCACAAGAUCAUCAUCAGUGCCGCCCGCAGGAUUGAGAGGGGAGAAGAGCUCUGCUACGAUUACAAGCUCACCCCGGCUGCAGAUCAGAGCAAGAUCCCAUGUCACUGUGGAGCCGCCAACUGCCGCAAGUGGAUAAACUAAACGGGAGUGACACCAACAACAACUCUGAACAACUCCCAAUUUACCAGAGGAGACGUGCAAACAGGAAACAGCCAAUCCUGGAAGUUGCCCAAAUGGGCGAUCGUUUUUUUAAUGUGCAAAUCUAAGAGGAAAACACAACGCGAGAAUACAGCAUUGUGUGAGAGCCAUUCGUAUCAUUUCUUGAUUUGAAAGGAAAGGGUUCCGUUAUGUGCAUGUGCCACGAGUCUGUGUGUGUGUGUGUGCAUCACACGGGGCAGAUUUCACCAGCGAAUAAGGAUGGAGAAUGAGCGCGAGCACUGUGCCGGGUGUUGCCUUAUAGGUUGAAGGAGUGGCAGGCCCAUCUGUAUGACGAGAUCUGUAGAGACUGAACCGUAGAAAUCAUUGUAGAACAUCACUGAAAGGAGAAUGUACGGAAUUGACUUCCGCAAAGGGAAAAAAAAACUUGUUGCACUAAAAAAAAGAAAGAAAAAAAAGAAACAGCAAAGAAAACUCACAAAAAAAAACACUCAAAAUACUUGAUUCCAUGAGUCAGUUUUAUCCUAGAUAUCUCUCAUUGUUUAGUGUAAGAAAAUAAAGGUGUUUUGUAUUUAUUACUGUGUGAGUGAAUGAAUGGGCUUAUUUUUAAAAGCGGUUUUAUGCCGAUCAAAAGGAAGCCCGACUGCGAUUCUUGAACGCAGUUUGAGAUUCUGUUACAUCUGUAAAUACCGUGUAAAUAUAGAGAAAUAUCGGAAUGAUUGACCAAAUACUACCUUAUUCACUACCUUAUUCAUAUUGAUGUUCAGAUAUUUUAGAUGUGCCGUUUUGUUUUGCUUUUUUCCUCCAUUCUUUUUCUCUUCGGAAUUAUUUAACAAAGACACAUCAUGAUACCACGUGUACACGUGUAAUUACGAAACUGUACAGAAUUGCAAAGGUGAUUUCACAUGAAAAGUAUUUUCUCUGUGCUUAGGAUGUGGUAUUUGUAGUGACUUUGUGGUUUAUACAUUUAUUGCUGACCAUUUUGUUGGUUUUAAUUUCAUUUUAUGUUACGGAUAGCAGCGAGACGCAAUUCAAAAUCUAGAAAAUCAGGUGGGAUUGUAGGUGUAGGGAUAACUGUGAAAUGAACUUUAAACCUCACAAACGAGAUCACAAGCGUAACCUGAGAACAGGCACAAGUAGAUCACGCUAUUUGUUUUUUAAUAAAGGCUGUCAUAUGGAUUUUGUAAACCUGCAAUGUCGUUGUGCAAGAACGAGAAGAGGUUUGAUUGAGAAGUUUGCUUGUUGGAGAUGGUAUGAGCGGGAAUCGGUGGGAAAGAAGGGUCAGCGUUAACUCUCUGAAAAUGAUGUACAUAUAUAAAAACAUAUGCUUGUAUUAGUUUUCUUGAUUGAAGUGAAACAUCUGUUAAGAGAGUGAUGUUCAUUUUGUAGCCAAAAUUUUUUUUUCACAUUUCACAUGCCUUGUUGUUUCAAUUUGGGAGUUUCUGUGUGCACAAUUUCACGUUGAAAAUGGACAGUUUAGACUUUGUAUUGUACUGGGCAUGAAUUUUUUCAAAAGAGUCAGUUGUAUAUAUUUUUUUCUCAAUGAACAGCUGUAACAAAAUUGUUUCAUGGCUAUUUUCCUUGUCUUGUAAAAUACAUCAAUUUCCUAGUGUUUUUCUUUUUUCUUUUCUUUUGCUCUGUAUAGUAGUCUAAAUUGUUUUGGAAACUGAAGCUUUUUUGAAGUACACAGAGCGAUAUAGGGUUUGGUAUUUGAGGAAUUGAAUUUACAUUUACAAAAAAAUAAUAAAAUAUUUUACAUUCUACAUUUA
Messenger RNA from Carassius auratus (goldfish), 17313 nucleotides. RefSeq names its product histone-lysine N-methyltransferase 2C-like. Lineage: Eukaryota; Metazoa; Chordata; Actinopteri; Cypriniformes; Cyprinidae. Gene Ontology annotation, biological process: positive regulation of transcription by RNA polymerase II. Gene Ontology annotation, cellular component: MLL3/4 complex; nucleus. The record is from RefSeq and is a predicted model, not a curated record. The transcript has 62 exons. The coding region runs from base 713 to 15529 and encodes 4938 amino acids. Gene Ontology annotation, molecular function: protein binding; transcription coactivator activity; histone H3K4 methyltransferase activity.